ACUCUCACCCGGAAGUGCUGUGUGAUUCACGUGACCCGCUGCGGAGCUCGAUCUCUCGGCUACUUUUACCCGUCUAUACCCGUACAUCGAACGAGCAUUUUCGGACCACACAUCCACGACGGACCCGGGGGGCUACUUCUGUGUCCCUUCCGUGUUCCGCGUCGCUCUCAGCUCCCUCCAUCCGGCCCGGAGACAAGGCCCUCCCGCGGCAACUGCUGACGUCUCCGGCCGCUGUAGCAGUAUGGGACCAGGAAGCGCAGCAGCUGUCGGGCGAUGAACGCACAAAGGACCACUAAAACCACACCUCGCAACUUCCACGGGUACAGAUCCUGAUCACAGCCGCGGUAGACGCCCGGAUCGCCGCAGAGAGUGUAGCUGGAGCUCCGGGGACUCUGCGGGAGCUCGGGCGGUUGUUUGGCCGUUAGCAUUAGCAUCAGCUCGGUUAGCACGUUCGGGUCGGUUCGCUCCAGGGAAUGAUGACGGGGAUCUUGGGGAGUAUGGACGGGGCACAGAGGAGAUUUGGGGUGACAGCUGUGGUUCUGUUCAUGCUGAUAAUGGACUGCACAGCUCGGAUACACAAGCUCACACUCAAGAAUGAAACUCGCUUCCUGGUCCAGCUCAACACCUUUGGUUUCUAUGCCAACGGGACCCUGGAUGUGAAUCUGACAGCGCUGAGAUUUUCUGAACAGCAAGUCAACUACCCGGUGGGGUUCAGCCUGUCCAGAUCUCGUGUGAGUGGGGUCCUGUCCUACACAGCCGAGGAGACGGAGAGCUGCCCCCUGACCGUCGCAAAGUCCACCAACAAUGAGCCUCUCAUCCUCUUUCUACUGGACGUCUCCUCGCUGAGAGUCAAUGUGAAAGUGAUGGGAAGUCAAGACAACAUCCUGACCGGGCGCACAGUGGACACAGCGAAGAGGUCCAAACGAGAGAACGAACCUCUCGCUCCUGCAGAGGAUCAACCACCUAUGGCCAAGUCAGGGAGCAGCAUCACUGGGAAGAAGGACCAGGGUGCGGAGCAGGUGAAGAACCCGGGUGCGGAGCAGGUGAAGAACCCGGGUGCGGAGGAGGUGAAGAACCCGGGUGCGGAGGAGGUGAAAGAACCAGGCGCGGAUCAAAAGAAGGACCCAGGCGGAGACCAAGUGAAGGACUCGGGCGCAGACCAAGUGAAGGACCAGGGCGUGGAUAAGGGAGAGGAGAAGGGACAGGAGAAGGUGGAUGAGAAGCAAGUAGUGCCAGAGGUGCCAGAGGUCCCAGAGGUGGAGCAGGUGGAGCUUUCAAAGAUGAAGCAGUUCUCUUUGGUUCUGGGCAAAGUGGAUAACUCCUACAACUUCAGUUUCCACCUGAAGGUCGGCACUCUGGCUCAGGGCCUCUACAACCUCAACUUCCACUACUGCCCCAAGAUGAUCCCAGGACUGCCCUACUCGCUCAGUGUGGAGGUGACGGAGAAGAACCCGGGGGGUUACCUGUCUGCUGCAGACAUCCCACUGCCGCGCCUCUACAUCGGGAUGGCUGGAGUGUUCUUCACCGCAGCCUUGGUCUGGGUCUACACACUUAUGAAGCACAGAUACAGCGUGUUUAAGAUCCACUGGCUGAUGGCAGCUCUGGCCUUCACUAAAGCUACCUCCCUGGUCUUCCACAGUAUAAACUACCACUUCAUCAACACAGAGGGCCACCCCAUUGAGGGCUGGGCGGUCAUGUAUUACAUCACUCACCUGCUGAAGGGGGCGCUGCUGUUCAUCACACUGGCUCUGAUUGGCACAGGCUGGGCUUUUGUUAAAUACAUUCUGUCAGAUAAAGAAAAGAAGAUAUUCAUGAUCGUCAUCCCUCUGCAGGUGUUGGCGAACGUGGCCUACAUCAUCAUCGAGUCGACGGAAGAGGGCUCCAGUGAGUACUCCCUGUGGAAGCAGAUCCUGUUUCUGGUGGACCUCAUCUGCUGUGGGGCCAUCCUCUUCCCCGUCGUCUGGUCCAUCCGCCACCUGCAGGAGGCGUCCAGUACUGACGGCAAAGCUGCGGUCAACCUGGAGAAGCUCAAGCUCUUCAGACACUACUACGUCAUGAUCGUGUGUUACAUUUACUUCACCAGGAUCAUAGCCAUUCUCCUGAAGAUCACCAUGCCUUUCCAGUGGCAGUGGUGCUAUGAGUUUCUGGUGGAGGUGUCCACUCUUAUCUUUUUUGUGCUGACCGGGUACAACUUCAGACCAGCCUCCAACAACCCGUACCUCCAGCUGCCCCAAGACGAGGAGGACGCAGAAAUGGACCAAGUAGUGACUGAGUCCGGAGCGCUAGAGGGCAUCUCCCACGUCAAGAAGACUUCCAACGGGCGCGACCGCCAAAAGGAGUCCACGCUAUGAGCCAUGCCCAGGAGCUGGACCCCUGACCUGAGGGAGAAGAGGACGGGACGCCCCCCCUCCCCUCUGAGACUCUGGUGCAGUGGUGAUGUGUCCACUGUCUGACUAUGCAACACACUCCACCGGGCUCCCCAGUGCCACGGGUGGACGGACAAUAGAGAUGCGACUGCCGCCAUCUUGAAUCUUUUUUUCAUCUGUCUAUCUCGCUUGCUCUUUCUCUCCAAAGAUGACUACACUGCAAAAAAAAAGUUGAAAUUCAGAAUAUUCAUCUUGUUUUGAGUAGUUAAAAUCGUUUCUAUGGCGACCACUUAAAAGGCCCAUAUUGCACUAUUUUCUGAUCUAUGUUAUAAUGUUGUUUCCUCAUCACAAACAAACCUGGAGUUGUCUUUUGCUUCAUUCACACAUGUUUAACACACAAACCUCUAUAGCAUAUGCACAUUUAGGUUGAAUUCUUCUCAACAGAAAACGCGCUGUUCCAGGUAAAAGGUGGCAUGCUAACUUAAACUACCACUGGAUGACAUCACAAGGUGGACCAGCACGUUUUGAGCUGCAGGUCUGUUUUUGAUGAGGUGACAACAUUAUAACACAUCUUAAAACUCAAGAAUCCAUUUUGUGUAAUAUGACUUUUAAUACAUCGAUGCUCAAACACAGACAUGCCCUUCCUGCUAUUGGCCAGUCUCAGUCCUGCUCUGAGUGAGUGACAGGUGGAUUUAACCAAUCACAGCGAAGACACAUGCCUUCUUAAAAGAACUAUAAAGCAGCAUGAUCAUUAAAAUUUAACCGUAAACUAUGUAACUUUUCUGGUGGAGGGUCUGCCACCUGCUUGUCUCCAUGGAGAUGUUAUUGCUUUGCCUGAAAUGUUCCAUGGCGUGGCAUUCAAUUUCUCCGACAGGCGAGUUUUCAAGGCGCUGUAACUGAUUUUUUACUGUCUUAAAAACCGUGAAAAGCAGAUUUAGUUCAUUUUAAACAGUUUGCUGUAGUCGAAAGUUAUUCCUCACUUACCUUAUGCGUUCUGACCACCCUAAUUAUUCACCAUGAUGACUUUAUAAACACUUUUCACAACUUUAACAGACCAGGGCGGAGUUUUGCAUCACUGUAAUGCUAACAGCAACUAGCAUGCUAACCGCUGAUCAAUACAAGACAUUUCUUGACUCUCCAGCAGAAAAGUAACUUAGUCAUAAUGUUCUAACUAAAGAUGCACUUUUUUGUCUUUCCUACAACCUUCGUUUAUUUUUAUUUUUUCUUACCAACCAAGGAACAAUUUACAUUUUUGUUACUUGAUCUCUCAUCGUCAGAUCUACUCAAACCCAGAUGGACUUUGUGAAUGGCCGUCGUCUGCGCCCGUGUUUGCCGUGUGGGAAGCGACACGGCGUCUGUGGGCGUGGUCUUUUGCGGUACUCCUCCUGAGCUCUGCGUUUGUGGGUUUUCAUGACAGACUUUUUCUGCUCAG
Messenger RNA from Periophthalmus magnuspinnatus, 3798 nucleotides. RefSeq names its product protein GPR108-like. Lineage: Eukaryota; Metazoa; Chordata; Actinopteri; Gobiiformes; Gobiidae. The coding region runs from base 474 to 2351 and encodes 625 amino acids. Gene Ontology annotation, biological process: transport. The record is from RefSeq and is a predicted model, not a curated record. The transcript is spliced from 17 exons. Gene Ontology annotation, cellular component: membrane; Golgi apparatus.